CGGCCGUUCCGCCGUCCAAGUGGUAGCAAAACAGCGCCUUGUAGCGCUUUGGUUGUUUGUCAAUAUUUUACUUUCUGAAUUUUAUCCAGCUUUCGGGACUUCGAUAAUAUCGGAUUAUUUCCACUGUCGUCGGAGAGUCCUCACCGCCUAGAAACUUGCGGUUUAUCUAGGGGCUCUAUCGGCUCAAAUUUGAAGAUUCACAAUGAUGUUUUGGACAAGGAUAAUAUGGUUCAUGGACCAAGGCGAUCAUCUUGAGAUUGACGAAGACACGAAGUGGCCUACUGUAUUAUUGAGUUGAUGCACCUGAAAUACAUUUAGUCCUAUAUCAUCGAUAGUUUUAAAUAAAUACAGUCACCCUGGCUCGUUUGAAAAUAUUUCAAAGACUUACAAGUGUUAAUAAAACUGGUUUUAAUGAGGCUGAAAGGGUGCAGAAGAGGGCAGGAUCUCUUUUGAGAAGGUUCAGCGUAGCACGACUGACUCCGAUGAACAAUGAACCAUUCCGGAAGUGGGAAGCGGCAGGCAAAGGUUUUGGAAGACAGCUAUUGGGACUGCAGUGUCUGUACCUUUAGGAAUACAGCUGAAGCUUUCAAGUGCCUCAUGUGUGACGUCCGCAAAGGAACCUCUACGCGGAAGCCCCGCAUCAAUCCUCAACUAGUAGCUCAGCAGGUUGCUCAACAACAAUACGUACCACCCUUGAAACCAGGUAAAAAAGAGGGUGGAAGCGGUAGUAGCACUACCAGCAGUGGAAAAGACAAGGAACGAAAACUGGAUAAACCAAGGCGCAAGAACUGGCAUCCGCCUCGCCUCAAGAACAUUGACCGGAGUACGGCACAAACUAAAGAAGUCACUGUGAAUAAUGUUACCGUUGUCAUCACUGAAUACAAACCAAAAGUAAAGAAGAGCUCCGACCAAUCCGGCCUCUCGAGCAGUGCGUCUUCUGAGAAUGGAAGUCAGCAUGAUUCUAAUCAGGAUUCUAGAAGCCUUGACAUAGGAACUGAUGCCUAGUUCGUCAUUACGACAUGUGCAUAAAUGAUUAUAAUUAAUAUAUAUGCUAUGCAAAACCACACCAUCUGAUAUCAGCUGCUUUACUUUUAUUGAAGUUUGUUAUUUCACAUCUGUGUGCGAGAUAAGCACUAUCAAUUGCCGUAUACCCGCGUAAACUGUUAUCCAAUUAUCCAUCUACUGUGGCUUUAGAAAUAUGUAAUUGUCGGAUGUUUUGGUUUUCGCGUCAUAUUUUAGUGUUCUAACGAUGGGAAAGUUGGCUGUUACUCGUUGCUCAAUCCCGCAUCCUUAGCUGGAACAUCUUGCAUUAAAUUGCACAUGCGUCAUAGUGUCAAGUGAUAUCACACUGCCAGAGAUCCAGUUAUCGUUUUACAUGCCUUUGAAGUGUUUGAAAAACUAUUGUAUGAAUCUUCAAGGUUAAGAAACUUCCAAAUAUUUUCCAAUUGAUUUCUCAAAUAAUUCGUCUUUUUUUAAAGAUCGUGACUUGAGUUAUUAAAAUAUCAAAACUACAUAUGAAUUCAUUACAAAAAUUUCAGAAAUUGGAAGAAAAAAAGUCUUGUACCCCCUUAUACUGAUUAAGCGCAUUGAAUCAACGAAUAGUGGUUAUUUUUUUAUGCCAAAACAAAAAGAAAGCAAACAUAAAUAAUUGCCCAAACGCGUCAUAAUGCAUGAUUGUGAAUUCUUUAGAUCAAAUAAUUUUACAGUCACUGUAUUAUGAAGAUUGCUAUUGGCGAAAUCUCAUUCUUGUUACAUCGUGUCCAUUUCUCGUAUUUUGUCAAAAUUGCCAAAAGAUAUUGAGAUUAAAAAUUCCACACUUACUCUUAAUAUUGACUAAUAACUGGGCUAAUGGCAUUCAUUUCCAGGACUGCAGUGAUAACUGCUCAUGACAAUAGCCUAAAAUAGCAAGCUAUAUUUUAUAGAUCUUAGACUCAGAGAAUCCAUCAAAAAUGACCAUUUGUUGAUUGAUAUUUCUAUGUGUAAAUACAAGUAAGCAGCGCAAAUUCAAAAAACCAUAGGAAAUUUAUCAAAUACAUAGAGUUACAGAACGUCAUAGUUAGAUAUUACACAUAUCCCAAUAUCUGACAGGUACCGUAUAAAAGCCGAGGUUUUUUUUUAUCGUUGGCAGUACCAGUUGAAAUCAUACUUGGUUUACACAUAGACCUGCCUCACCUGCGGGCAACUGAAAAAAACACCCUGAAAUACUGUCUCAGAAUGGGGGUCGUCUUAUUAUAUGCGAGGUCGGCUUAUACUCGGAACAAUACGUUACUUGUGUCUGAUACAUGACGUAUAGAUUUCUCAACAACUUACAGUUUCAUUAUAAAAUAAUGAACGUGUAUAUAAUUUCUCAUAUUAGGAGAUUAAUAUGACAAAUAAGGUAUUGUCAUUCAAUUAUUAUAGUAAUUAUCUUUAGUGCAAAUUAUUAUUUUUUUUUAAAAGCAGAUUUUCUCAACAUGUUACAAAAGUAACCCUUAUGUACUCGUCAUAUUAAAUUUCAUUGCAUACAAUACACCGUUUUUACUUGGAACUGGAAAAUUAAUUACGUUACAAUGCAAUCAAUUGAUGAUUAUACAACUUCAAUGUGUCCACAAAGUACUCAACUACAUAUCUUUAUAUUUUCGCAUAACAUUAUUUCAACUAUUUGCAAUUUGGAAUCAUCAAGAAAGCUAAGGAUGGAAAACGGAGCCUUAAACAUCAAUUUGUGUACUACCAUAGAGAUCGUAAGUCAUCUGUGAUCUGAAAUUGUUGUGUAUGGUCGGACAGCGACAGCUUUGUUUUUCUUACUGAAACUUUUUGCGAAAAGUGUAGAAAGUAUGGAUAUGAAGAGCAAAGCUGACGGUGGAACACUAUGAAAAUACGUGAAUGUAAAUCAUUGAGGCUGAAAUAGAUACAGCUUAGAAGUGUCCUAAAAGUAAAAUAUUUGGCAAUUAUGGAAUACCAAUUGACGAGAAAAUAAAAAAAUUAUGAAUAUCAAAUCAAAACUUAUCUGUACUAUGGUAGUAGCAUGUGACCUGUGUAUAUCUAGAUACUAUGUAAACUGUAUUAGUAAUUAUAAAAUUACUAAUAUUUUAGUAACAACAACGGUUAUUGGUGUAAAAUUAAUGGCAUAGAAUCUCUGUGUACAACUAAUCCAACAGCUAUUAUUCGUUUGUUUUGAAAUAACAUGAGACUGCCUUACACAUCGUUCAAUACAAUACACAUAUUAUUAGUUCGAUUGAAAACAAACGAUUCCAUGAAGCUAAGUUGACGUUGAGCAGGGUCAAGAUUACUGAAAAAUAUGAAACUAAUCGUUGGCGCUAUCGAAAUUAAGACUAAAUCAGAAGAUUCAGGAUUAUUUAAUAUCACGAAAUACGUGGCAGAACAUCUGCUAAUAGUCUAACAGAUAAGCUUAGCUAGUGCGGCCUGAGUUAAGUUUCGUCUUUUCUAGUAAUCUCUUAUAUUUUAUACUUAUUACUCAAGCUCUGUGGAGCUUAAAGUUUUACAGAUGAAGAUGACCACCCCUAAGGUAACUAAAGACAUAAUCGAUCUGUUAGGUUCAUGUCGUAUACACAGUAAAAGUUAAAUUCAUGCAAUCAUCAAAUUAUUGAAACCUAGCUUCAUCGAAAUAGGUAAAAAUUGAACUGACAUUUUUCUCGCCUUAGGCGGGAUAACUAAUUCGAUAAUUUCGUCGAUACAUUUUUUUUCACCUCUAAUGCGUGAUACGUGCCAACAUUUCAGUCUAUGUAUCUCCUACAAUACCGCGAUUUCCACCAGACCUCAUUAGACGGACAUUUAAAAAGCAUGAUAUCAUUUUUUCAUUCGCGACGCUCUACGAUAUCUUCAUUUCAUGUAUCACAACUUUAUGAUCUUUCAUUUUAGUAAAAAUCAAAAUCUUUUAUUUAGGAUUUUGCGUUGCGGUAAUCGCUGUCAGUUGGCCUCCACUGUGAAUGUGCAAAACCUGCUUCAAUAGAUCCGUAUGGUAUCCACGAGGUACACCAACUAUGACAGCAAAGUCCAUUUUGUAAUAUGCUUAGGAAAAAUAUUGUAAAUUGAAUAUAAUAUCUGUAUAUGUAUAUUAGGGUGUCUACAAAAAAAACUAUUUCGAUUUUUCAUGCUCUUACCCCUCAAAACUUGAGGUUUGAUAGAAAAAAACAUCCUCGCGAAAAGGAAACUCUGUAACUCAAGUAAAGCCGCCGUUUAUUGGACGUUUCUAACUAUAACAGCCAAUUAACGUCUAUAACGAACUUUUUGGAAGGAAAAAUUCGAGACCAUGGGGAUUCUGUUUCAAAUCGAGAGAAAUAAAAUUUCAUUAAAUAAAUUUUUUUUCAUACCUAAUUUUUAUUUUUCUAUAAUUUCUAAUUUAAAAAAUUACAAAAAUUAUGAAUAGGAAUAAGAAAAAAAUUAAUUCAACGAAAUUUUGUUUCGCUUAAUUUGAAACAGAAUCCCCAUGGUCUCGAAUUUUUCCUUCCAAAAAUUUCGUCAUAGACGUAAAUUGGUUGUUAUGAUUAGAAGCGUCCAAUGAGCGGUGGAUUCCCUUCCUCUUCUUUGCGAGGAUGUUUUGUUCUAUCAAAACUCAAGUUUUGAAGAGUAGGAGCAUGAAAAACUGAGAUUGGUUUCUUUUGAGACACUCUAAUGUAUAUAUACAAACGUACAUAUAUGUAUAUAUAUGUACAUUAGGGUGUUUCAAAAUAAAAAAAAAAUCGAUUUUCCAACGGGCCACACUUGAAAUAGUUAGUUUAGGUAGAAA
Neodiprion virginianus is the source of this 4726-nucleotide messenger RNA. It is a transcript of the gene RYBP, whose product is annotated as YY1-associated factor 2. Gene Ontology annotation, molecular function: DNA binding; transcription coregulator activity. NCBI's taxonomy places the organism in Eukaryota, Metazoa, Arthropoda, Insecta, Hymenoptera, Diprionidae. Gene Ontology annotation, cellular component: nucleus. The record is from RefSeq and is a predicted model, not a curated record. Bases 490 to 1005 code for a protein of 171 amino acids. The transcript is spliced from 3 exons. Gene Ontology annotation, biological process: positive regulation of DNA-templated transcription.